UAUGCGGUAGAAGGCCGCGCGCGCACGUCGCGCGAUUGACUCUUGUGAUAAUAUUGAUUUUUUAACGAUUGGUGUUAUUUCAGUAGUUAUAAUCAAAACAAUGGAAUUGUUUAUUACAGAUGAUGGGAAAUACAGAAUAGAAUCACUGUCACCUACCACCUUCCCGGGAGCGCUGGGAGUAAUAAGAGAUGCAUUUUGUCAAGACGAAUACGUGUCGAUAGGAGCUGAGGUAAACAAGAACCCGAAAGCAGCUGAAGAGCUGCUAGAGCUUUGCGCUGACGCUGCGCUGGAUGGAGUCUCGUUAGUUGCCGUUGAAGUAAACACUGGAGAAGUGGUGUCGGUUUCUUUUAAUAAAAUACAGAUUCAAACGACGGAUGCGUCGGAAAAGCCAUUCUUCGAAAUAUUCGCCGAGGAGCGCUGUACCCAAGCCUCAUCCCGCUCGCUUAUACAAUUUAUGGCCAACGUCGAUGCGAGGUGCAAUUUUUUCGAAAAAUUUGGCGUUGACUGCAGCCUUGAACUGAUGUUCUUAGCGACACUCCGAGAACAUAGGAAGCAGAAACUAGCGACAUUGUUAAGCAAAUAUUCCAUAGACGUUGCAAAUAAAGUAAAAGACGGCCCGUUUGCACCGAUAGAAGUGAAAGAUCUUGGACCAAAAUAUUCCCAUUUACAACCGCGUAAGCCCACUGAAACGUAUCCAAAGAUUUGCCAAGCUAUUUGGACGUCGGAAGGUUCCCAAAGAAUCGGAAAAGUAUUAAAUUUCACCGUGCACUUGACAGUACCUCUCUCGGAGUUUGUAUUCGACGGAAAAACUUACUCGGAGCGUAUUGGAGACGACUCUGCGUUUUGUGAAGUAGCCGCAUUAAUUCUGUGACAUAAUAUUAUAUUAAUAAGAGACAAUUAUUUUAUAAAAUAUAUAAAUUAUACCUUU
Messenger RNA from Maniola jurtina (meadow brown), 928 nucleotides. RefSeq lists its product as uncharacterized. Gene Ontology annotation, molecular function: N-acetyltransferase activity. The record is from RefSeq and is a predicted model, not a curated record. The transcript has 5 exons. The coding region runs from base 101 to 871 and encodes 256 amino acids. NCBI's taxonomy places the organism in Eukaryota, Metazoa, Arthropoda, Insecta, Lepidoptera, Nymphalidae.